AUGGUUACCGUCCAAUUUUCACCAGCUCUCUCGUUCCAACGUUUUACACAAAUGGCAAACUAAUAUUCAUUUUAAUCUUAAUAUUAUACUAGUGUUUCGAAGUAUAUUAGUCUCUAGUUGUAGUGAGAGCUUACAUUACACAACAACAUAUCAAACAAAUCUUGAAAACCUAAAGUUUUAGAAGAAAAAUAUGGACGAAAGGAAAGGGAGGAGAAUAAUCAUGUUUCCUUUACCGUUUCCGGGACAUUUCAACCCAAUGAUCCAACUCGCCAGUAUAUUCCACCACCGUGGCUUCUCCGUCACGAUCCUCCACACCUCCUACAACUUCCCCGAUCCUUCUAGAUACCCACACUUCACCUUUCGAACCAUCUCUCACAACAACGAAGGAGAAGACCCUCUUUCUCGGUCAGAAACUUCGGGUAUGGACCUUGUCUCACUUCUUCGUUUGCUGAAACAAAAGUACCUGGAAUCGUUUCGUGAGAGUCUUGCGGCGGAAGUAGGUGGAGGAGACACCGUGUGUUUUCUGGUCUCUGACGCUAUAUGGGGGAGCAACACGGAAGAUGCGGCCAAAGAGGUUGGAGUACGUCGAUUAGUGUUGAGGACAGGUGGUGCAGCGUCGUUUUGUGCUUUUGCCGCUUUCCCUCUCUUUAGAGAUAAGGGCUACUUCUCUACACUAGAUUCUAGACUAGAUGAUCCAGUGAUAGAGCUUCCACCACUGAAAGUGAAGGAUCUUCCGGUAAUAGAAACGAACGAUCCAGAUGAACUAUAUCAAAUAGUUACCGACAUGGUGGAGAGUGCCAAGUCUUCAUCGGGAGUCAUAUGGAACACAUUCGAAGAUCUUGAAAGAGACCAACUCAUGGAUUUGAGCAGCAACUUCCAUGUUCCCUUCUUCCCUAUCGGACCAUUCCACAAACAUAGCAACGAUCUUCCACCAAAACCAAAGAACAAAGAAGAUAAUGAAAUAACAGAUUGGCUCGACAAUCAAGAACCAAAGUCAGUGGUCUAUGCUAGCUUUGGAAGCCUUGCAGAUAUAGAAGAGAAAGUGUUCCUCGAGAUUGCUUGCGGUCUAAGAAACAGCGGACAUCCGUUCUUGUGGGUGGUUAGGCCAGGGUUGGUCCGAGGGACCGAGUGGCUCGAGUCAUUGCCUUGUGGGUUUAUGGAAAGCAUUGGAUAUAAGGGAAAAAUUGUGAAGUGGGCGAAUCAGUUAGAGGUAUUGGCUCAUCCAGCGGUUGGCGUGUUUUGGACGCAUUGUGGAUGGAACUCAACCGUAGAGAGCAUAUGUGAAGGUGUUCCAAUGAUAUGUACGCCUUAUUUCACGGACCAGCGUGUGAACGCGAGGUACAUUGCUGAUGUAUGGCGAGUGGGGAAGGUGUUAGAGAGAAGUAUGAUGGAUAAGGGAGAGAUUGAGAAGGUAGUGAGGAGUGCAAUGAUGGUUGAAGGAGAUGGGAUGAGAGAUAGGUGCUUGGACUUUAAAGAGAUGGCUGACAAAAGCCUGGGGGAAAAUGGAUCUUCGUCCAACUAUUUAGACAAACUUGUGAGGCAUGUCUUGUCUUUUGAUUCAUAUGGUUCUACAUGUUAGAAAAAUUUACCGGGGAAGCAAUGUUUUUAAGUACUCAUCAAACUUUCGGAUGUUAAGUUUUUCAUCCUUGCUCUUGAAAUAAUAAUGUUAGUUGUUUGA
Messenger RNA from Raphanus sativus (radish), 1678 nucleotides. RefSeq names its product UDP-glycosyltransferase 76F1-like. Gene Ontology annotation, molecular function: UDP-glycosyltransferase activity. The transcript has 2 exons. NCBI's taxonomy places the organism in Eukaryota, Viridiplantae, Streptophyta, Magnoliopsida, Brassicales, Brassicaceae. The record is from RefSeq and is a predicted model, not a curated record. Bases 191 to 1579 code for a protein of 462 amino acids.